CACCGUCUAAUCAUUAUUAUACUACCUACCUACCUACACACUCCUAAAUACAAACACAAUGGUUCCCAUCAAGCCCCACUGGGUCCAGCCCUCCCACCCGGACCGUCUUCACCUCAUCGUCAACGAGGCCGAGUUCACGUCCAAGAGCAUCUCCAAGAUUGCUCUGCCGCCCUUUGCGCUGUUCGCCAAGCUCGAGUUCCCCCCCUGCACGCCGGCCGACAAGCCGACAUAUGCUACCGUCCAGUGUGGCCGUGACAAGCACCUGGAUCUCAACAGCGAUUUGCUGUACAUCAACCACUCUUGCGAGCCGUCUCUUAUCUUUGACACGGGUAACAUGAACGUCAUCGCCGGCCCGAAAGGGAUUCAAAUCGGCGAGGAAUUGACUUUCUUCUACCCCUCAACCGAAUGGACCAUGGCCCAGCCCUUCGACUGUCUCUGCGCCAAACCCACCUGCCGCGGCCGCAUCUCCGGCGCCCGCGACAUGACCGACGCCCAACUUUCGGGUGCCUGGCUAAACGGCCACAUCCGCGACCUUCUCGAAGAACAGCGCGGUUCUUCUUCUUCAUCAUCCCUCAACGGCAGCAACUCCGCCACUUACACCAUCCCCGAAAAGAACUCCUCUGAAAAAAACGGCUUCCACAAAGUCGGAGAGUUGGACCAAAUUGCGCAGAGCCUUCGAGAUGCAUUGACGCAUGCCGAAAAGGUGGUGGAAGCCGCGAGGAAUGCGCUGAUGAGCUAUGUCGGGGCUGUCAAUGAUGCUGCUACUGCUGCUAACAAUGGGGCGGCGAAGAAAAAGGAGGAGGAAGAGGAAGAAAGUCCCGAGGGGGCGCGGAGACGGGGGCCGACGAGUAGGGAGCUUAGUGGCGAGAUGGGGGGUGAUACGAUGGAGGUUUUGGCUUAGGGGAGAGGGGGGGAGGCAUGUUGCUGGAUAUACAACCCUAAAGGGGAAGGGGAUAUGAUAUGAAGCACAUGCCUACCUACCUGUGUUAAUGGUGGAGGAGGGCUGCUACGGUCUCUUUUUCUUUUUUUGGAUAUGGGAGGAAAACAAAAGAAAAGAGACAUGAGCGGCCUGAGGAAUCUGCCGUCCUGUCGUUACUGGUUGUUUUGAAUUUAUAUAAAACCUUGGAAACAGACAAAAAUCAGUACUGGAUAUGAUAGCCAAAUACGCACUGUACAUGGCGAAAGAGUGAAAAAGGGGUGAAG
This is a messenger RNA of Neurospora tetrasperma FGSC 2508, 1203 nucleotides long. RefSeq lists its product as uncharacterized. The record is from RefSeq and is a predicted model, not a curated record. The transcript has 4 exons. Lineage: Eukaryota; Fungi; Ascomycota; Sordariomycetes; Sordariales; Sordariaceae. Bases 59 to 901 code for a protein of 280 amino acids.